Messenger RNA from Serpula lacrymans var. lacrymans S7.9, 2494 nucleotides. RefSeq lists its product as uncharacterized. NCBI's taxonomy places the organism in Eukaryota, Fungi, Basidiomycota, Agaricomycetes, Boletales, Serpulaceae. The coding region runs from base 1 to 1692 and encodes 563 amino acids. The transcript has 9 exons. Gene Ontology annotation, biological process: gluconeogenesis. Gene Ontology annotation, cellular component: cytosol. The record is from RefSeq and is a predicted model, not a curated record. Gene Ontology annotation, molecular function: phosphoenolpyruvate carboxykinase (ATP) activity; ATP binding.
AUGGUUCUUCCUCACCAAACUCCCUAUGUCACACCCCACAUCCUCCACAGAAACUAUGCCCAGGAGUACGAUGCAGACGCUUUCGUAGUCAUAGGUCGUGAUCUUGAGUACUUCUCCCAGGCGGGCUUUGACAUGGACAAGAUCCAUCUCAAACGCAACGCACCCGUCGCUCAGCUCUACGAAGACGCCGUCAGAAACGAAGGCGCUAUCAUCUCGUCCUCGGGAGCACUCAUCAACUUUUCGGGCAAGAAGACUGGCAGAAGUCCCAAGGACAAGCGAAUCGUUUACGAAGAAACGAGCAAGGAUGAUAUUUGGUGGGGCUCCGUAAACAUCAAGAUGGACGAACACACUUUUGAAAUCAACCGUGAACGUGCAAUCGAUUACCUGAAUACCCGCGAUAACGUUUACGUUUUCGACGGCUUCGCCGGCUGGGACCCAAAAUACCGUAUUAAGGUCCGAGUAAUCUGUGCCAGGGCUUACCAUGCUCUUUUCAUGAACAACAUGCUUAUCCGUCCUACCGAAGAGGAGCUCGCAAACUUUGGUGAACCCGAUUUCAUCAUUUACAAUGCCGGCCAGUUCCCUGCCAAUCGGUUUACCAAGGGCAUGAGCUCGACGACGUCCGUCGAGAUCAACUUCAAGCGGAUGGAAAUGGUCAUCCUCGGAACAGAGUACGCUGGAGAGAUGAAGAAGGGCGUCUUCUCGGUGAUGCACUAUCUUCAGCCUGUGAAGUUCGGCCAGCUGUCACUCCACUCUUCGGCAAAUGUGGGUAUGGACAAGGGUGACGUCACACUCUUCUUUGGUCUUUCCGGAACAGGGAAGACGACUCUAUCCGCGGACCCACACCGACUUCUCAUCGGCGACGACGAACACGUCUGGUCCGACACUGGUGUGUUUAACAUCGAAGGUGGCUGCUAUGCCAAGUGCAUAAACCUUUCCGCGGAAAAGGAACCAGAGAUUUACAAUGCCAUCCGUUUCGGUUCGAUCCUUGAGAACGUCGUGUAUAACCCUGCUACGCGUGUCCCAGACUAUGACGAUGUUGGCAUUACGGAGAACACUCGCUGUGCAUACCCCAUCGAGUAUAUCCCCAAUGCGAAAAUUCCGUGCAUGGUUGAUCAGCAGCCGAGUAACAUUAUUAUGCUCACGUGCGACGCAUUUGGUGUUCUGCCGCCAGUGAGCAAGUUGACGCCUGACCAGGCCAGCUAUCACUUCCUCGCGGGAUACACUUCGAAAACUCCUGGGACUGAAGAUGGUGUUUUGGAGCCUAUUCCUACUUUUUCGACUUGCUACAGUGCACCUUUCAUUGUCCUACACCCUGGACGUUAUGCCGAGAUGUUGGCAGACCGGAUGUCGAAGCAUAAUGUUAACUGCUGGUUGAUCAACACCGGAUGGACAGGUGGCAAAUUUGGCACGGGUAAGCGAUGCCCACUCGCAUACACCCGCCGCAUCGUCGAUGCUGUCCAUUCUGGCGAGCUCCUCAAAGCCGAUUUCGAGUCGUUUGAUGUAUUCGGACUGUCGAUUCCCACUGGGCUGGAAGGUGUCCCUCGUGAGGUGCUCAACCCGAGCUUGGCGUGGGCGGACAAGGAAGCAUUUGGGAGGGAGGUGAGGAAGCUUGCUGGUAUGUUCCAGAAGGCGUUUAGAUUGUACGAGGGCGACGUCCAGGAGAGCGUUAGGAUGGCUGGUCCCAAGGUCUGAUGAUGGCAUUAGCGGACUAAAUGUAAAGACGGGGAAGGAAUUUGAACAACUGAAUUGUUGAAGGAGCUGGGUAGAUAUAGGGUGGCGUUAGAGGGGCAUUAUGUCAAUGGUCGAUCGUCAAGUGUUUUGUUUCCCUCGAGUAUUUUUUGAUUUGUUUUUAUAACUGUCUUAUCUCCACAGUAGAAUUGUAGGCCAGGGAAAUAUGUAUCGAGAUAAUUAAUAAACGUUGUACAAAUAGAUAUCUUUGGAUGAAUAAGUGCGCAUCUAACAACUGUAACUUGGGCACUGCCAAAACUAUUGAUAGUGAAUUCAGACAGACUUGCCAAUAAAGCCAAAAGCAGGUGUAUCUCAGAGUAUUUAACACUAUGGUAUGCUAUAUGGUCCAGUGAUACAUUUCUCAGGCCCAGCACCUCCUUCCCUUCUUCAUAUUCGGCCUUACGCAUGUCGCUGUGCCACCACCAGGUCCUUUGGCCUUGACUGCGUACCAAAGGUGUUCCCUCGUCGAUGGAGCCGCGGCGAGUUUGUCGGUACUCUCUUCAACAUCUAUAUAACAUACUCGACAAGCAUGGCUGGUAUCUUGAUGAAAGGCAGGGAAUAUUAAUGAUUAGCCUUGAACUGACGAAACCUGGAUAGCGAUAGCAAGAGUAUAAUGACCGAUGCGACUGUGAGUGACUACCGGUCAAAUACGUCAACAAUCUCAUUCAGUAGAAACCAAGUCGAAAGGACUGUAACCGCAUAUGACUGAUAAUGAUAAUCGUACUUCAUGAGCCGGUGGUAGUGUCUUGUAAAACCUCUAUGUGAG